UCGGGGUUGUUAAUAUAAUAUUAUCAACUCAUCUUGUUUAAGAUGUGAAUUUCUCUUCACCAGAAAACCUGAAUAACCCUUUCACAGGUUCUCUGCUAUUUUCCUUCGCCGGAGCAAUCAUCUGAAAAUCUGUAGGCGUGUUCAAAUAUUUGCAUUUGGUUCUGUAGUUGUUGAAUCCCAAUUCUGGUCAUAAUGGUUGUUCUAGCAGCAUCCGUCACCAGUAAAUCUGGAAAAGCUCUUGUUUCAAGGCAGUUUGUGGACAUGUCUAGAAUAAGAAUUGAGGGACUUCUUGCAGCUUUUCCUAAAUUGAUUGGAAGUGGGAAACAACAUACUUAUGUUGAGACUGAAAAUGUGCGCUAUGUAUACCAGCCAAUGGAGGGUAUAUAUCUGCUGCUUGUUACAAACAAGCAAAGCAAUAUUCUUGAGGAUCUUGAUACACUGAGGCUUCUCUCUAAAGUUGUCCCUGAGUUUUCUGCCUCUUUAGAUGAAGAAGGCAUUUGCAAGCAUGCAUUUGAGCUGAUUUUUGCUUUUGAUGAAGUCAUUUCCCUUGGGCACAAGGAAAAUGUCACUGUUGCUCAAGUCAGGCAAUACUGUGAGAUGGAGAGUCAUGAAGAAAGAUUGCACAAAUUGGUAUUGCAAAGCAAGAUCAAUGAAACCAAAGAUGUUAUGAAGCGUAAAGCUAAUGAGAUCGAUAAAAGCAAGAUUGAGAGGGGCAAACUGGAAAAGGGUGGCUAUUCUUCUCUUCAAUCCAUGAGUUCAAUGGGGUCAAUGGGUUCAAUUGGAAGAAUGGAUAAUUCUUUUAGCAAUGAUAUGGGCAUUUCAAGUGGUAAUACAUUUGGAGGUUCUUCUGGAUUUGGAUUAACCUCUGAUGUGGACUCCUUCUCAACCAAAUCUAAAGGUCGUCCAGCUGCUUCAGUUGCUGCUCCAGCUAAAGGCAUGGGAAUGAAACUAGGGAAAUCACAAAGAACAAACCAGUUCUUGGAAUCACUGAAAGCUGAAGGGGAAAUGAUUGUUGAAGAUGUGGGCCCCAGUACUAAUCCAACCAGACCUGCUGCACAACCACUUACUGAUCCAAUCACUUUUACAGCUGAAGAGAAACUCAAUGUGACAUUAAAGAGAGAUGGUGGUCUUAGUAAUUUUGAUGUUCAGGGAACUUUGUCUCUCCAAAUACUUAAUCAAGAUGAUGGAUUUAUCCAUGUUCAGAUUGAAAGUGCAAGCAACCCAGAGAUCAAAUUCAAGACACAUCCCAACAUCAACAAAGAACUCUUCUCCAAUGAAAACAUUCUUGGAUCCAAAGAUCCCAACCGUCCAUUUCCAGCUGGCCAAUCUGGUGAUGGCCUCGGUCUCCUCAAAUGGAGAAUGCAAAGUAAAGACGAGUCAGCCGUCCCAUUGACUAUUAACUGCUGGCCUUCUGUUUCUGGAAAUGAAACGUAUGUUAGCAUUGAAUACGAAGCUUCUUCAAUGUUUGAUUUACAAAAUGUUGUUAUUUCUGUCCCUCUUCCUGCUCUUAGAGAAGCCCCAAAUGUAAGACAAGUUGAUGGAGAAUGGAGGUUUGAUUCCAGAAAUGCCAUGUUGGAGUGGACUAUACUUCUCAUUGAUAACUCCAACCGCAGUGGGUCAAUGGAGUUUGUUGUUCCACCAGCUGACACCUCGGUUUUCUUCCCAAUUUCUGUUCGCUUCUCUGCAACAAGUACUUUCAGCAGCAUGAAGGUGGCUAGUAUUGUGCCGCUAAAAGGGGGAGCUCCACCGAAGUAUUCACAGAGGACUCAAUUGGUAACCGAGAGCUACCAAGUUGUUUGAUUGAAGUUAUAUUAUUAACAUUCAAAUCGAUUUGUCAAUUAAAAUUCAUUUUCAUAUAUAAUUUUUCAUUCGGCUUUGGGAUUUUAGUCUACAUAGACAUUAAAAAAAAAUAUUAUUGUCUUUAUAUUUUCAGACAUUAUUCAAAUUUUGAAUUAUAAUCGCUUGAUAAAGGACAGACCAGUAAGUUGUUUUCGUGA
Lactuca sativa (garden lettuce) is the source of this 1997-nucleotide messenger RNA. RefSeq names its product coatomer subunit delta-2. The record is from RefSeq and is a predicted model, not a curated record. Gene Ontology annotation, biological process: Golgi localization; retrograde vesicle-mediated transport, Golgi to endoplasmic reticulum; endoplasmic reticulum to Golgi vesicle-mediated transport. Gene Ontology annotation, cellular component: COPI vesicle coat. Lineage: Eukaryota; Viridiplantae; Streptophyta; Magnoliopsida; Asterales; Asteraceae.